AUGCGAGUGCUGCUCGCCAACGGCCUAACGGAGCACCGCACAUGUUGCGCGUGCGGCGAGCCGAUCGCCGACCGGUUCCUGCUGGAGGUGGGCGGCGGCGCGUGGCACACCGGCUGCCUGCGCUGCUGCGUGUGCGCCGUGCAGCUGGACCGCCACCCCUCCUGCUUCCUGCGCGACCGCCAGGUCUACUGCAAGCAGGACUACGCCAAGAGUUUCGGCGCGAAGUGCUCCAAGUGCUGCCGGGGCAUCUCGUCGUCGGACUGGGUGCGCAAGGCGCGCGAGCAGGUGUACCACCUGGCGUGCUUCGCGUGCGACGCGUGCGGCCGCCAGCUGUCCACAGGCGAGCAGUUCGCGCUGCACGAGGACCGCGUGCUGUGCAAGCCGCACUACCUGGAGACGCUCGAUGGCGGAUCCAUUUCGUCUGAUGACGGGUGCGACUCGGAGGGCUACCACAAGAGCAAGGCGAAGAGGGUGCGCACCACCUUCACGGAGGAGCAGCUGCAGGUGCUGCAGGCCAACUUCCAGCUGGACUCGAACCCCGACGGCCAGGACCUGGAGCGCAUCGCGCAGGUCACGGGGCUCAGCAAGCGGGUCACGCAGGUCUGGUUCCAAAACAGCCGGGCGCGGCAGAAGAAGCACCAGCAUACCGGCAAGGGGAAGCAGAAUCAACUGAUAUCGCGGGACGCGGACCCGGUGGGGUUUGGCCGGCCCAUCAACCUGCACCUCACCUACUCCUUCCAGAACAAGCCGCCUUUUGUCCCAAUAGAUGGGACGUCUUUCACGGAUUCGUCGAUGGAUGAGCUCUCGGAGGACUCGUCCAUCCACUGCAUGCAGAGCGAGGUGUAGGCCUGCAGCAAGAAGUUCAAGACUCCGGUUCAUCAGAUACUUUUAUAGAUUAGUUUAUAAUUAUUCAUGCAUUUGGUUGUGUCUUUUUCUACUAGAUGAAUUAUCUUUAAAGCAUUAGUAAUUUAAGGUUUGAUGUUUCAGAACUGAAGUGACACUCAAAGCUCUAUUCAAACUUGAAUCCAGGCAAGCAUAAGUUGAAUUUCAACGUAUGCUUGCCUGAAUUUCAGUUUGACCUACGUUAACCACAGGCUUAAAUCUUUUCUUGAAUGAAAGUAAUAUUUUGAGUGUCAUUUCAUAACACGUAAGUAAAAUAAUUAUGAUUCAAAGAUUUUAUUAUAAGCAUGUAAACUCAGUACCUCUAAACACGAAAAACUUUCGACUUCGAAUUCGCCAUCGAAAGAUUUAAGAUUUAGUAUGAAAAAACAACUUAAACAGUGCCCCUGUUAACAUGACGUAAGUGAACUUUUGAACAAUGGUAGCACGAAACUAAUUUUGACAGUCGACGUCGUCACGUUAUCGUUGAAUUCGAAGGCUGGGCGUCGAAUUAUGUCGAAUACGCAAACGAUUCGAAGACGAAAGUUUUUCGUGCUAGAGCUACAGAGUUUGUUUAAAGUCCAUAAAUAUUUAUUUUGUAGUGAAUUCGCGUAUUCAGCAGUAAAGGAUCUUCUGAUUGCGGGAAUUUAUCAUUUUAAUAACAGAAGGGCUAAAUAUAUCAGCAGGGCUAAGGCUUUUUCUUCAUGAAUAAAUUAGAAAGCACGCCCGUUCGACGUUUCUGUUUUUUUUUUCUAAUUAGUAUAGUAAAAGUUGUGUUAUGAAAACAUUUAAAAUUUAUUUGUUUAUCUAUUUCAAGUAUCUGGUGACUGGAGUCUCGUGGAACAUAUCCAGACAUUGAUUUAUUGUUGUUUUUGUCACCUUCAUUUUCACAGUCGCUGUAAAUACUGCUUGCAUCAACAUUUGUUAGUAAUAUAUUUGCAUAUGUUUAAUAUCAAUAUCUUUACUGUUGGGGCUUAAAACUGUAGAUAAGUGUGUUUCACAAGCAAAUAAUUCAUCUAAAAUAGAGUCUUUUACAAAAAAAAUAUAAGUUGAGUUCUUCUUGAAUUCAGUCUCCCACGUAGUUCAAUUAAUUAAAAUACAUAUUAUUGAUUGUAUCUUCUAUUAUCAACCUAAGCAUUACUGCGAAAACAUUUUUGGAGUGUAGAUAACCUUUUCGGAUUAAGAUUUACCAUCCCACGUACCUAAUGCUAGACAAAUAAAGGACAACCCUAUUUUGAGAUGUAAGUUUUGUUUUAAUGAGUAAAUCAAAAAAGGGCUGGCCUAUUUUUGUCCACCUGUGGGCAUAACUAACGGCUUGAUUUCACAAUCGCGAAAGAAUUUUGCUGAAAAAUUACUACGAAUUACUUGUCAGUCAAUUGUACUUUUAGAUGUGCCCCAACGUCGUCGACUCAUUUCCUCUUUCUAACUAGAACUUAUACAAGGUCUACUUAAUGCAAUAAUACACUUUGAUACUUACCCAAAAUAAUUAAUAAGAGCACCACAUUAUUUAUUAUAUUGGUGACAUAUGUAGAUUGAUAGAUAUAAAAUAUGUAAACAGUUAUUAAUUUAAUUUAGAUUAUAUCUUAAUGGUACGGUAGCCUACUGUUUUCUGAUAUUUAUUGUAAAAAGUUAUAUUUAUUUAUUUAUUUCUAGUAACUGUGAUACGUUCGCUGUCAAAAAUUUGUUGUUAUAGUUACUUGGCCGCUAAUGUUCUAUCUAAGUUUCGUCACUCACGUUUUACUAUGUUAUAUACAGACUCAUGUCGUCACUGUAGUUUUGAAAACUGAAAUUUGCACUAUUUUAUGUUUUCCUCACUGGAAAACCAUCUCGACUUAGUAUUUAACACAUCAUGUUCCCUCUCAAUAAUUUUAAAAACCUUUUCUAAGUACAUCAGCAACUAGCUAUAGAUACAGUUGGAGAUUUUAUGAUCACAUUGGUCUUUCGCCAUAAUUUUGUCAUUCGUAGCAGAGCUCUUGAAAGAUUAUCUUGUAAUUUCUGUUAGUUCUACAUACAAAAGUCUUACGAGUAUUGAAUAAAGAAAAAUAUUUAUGCAAUGUAAGGUGUUCCCAUUGCAUGGGAACAUAGCAUGAUAGAGCACAUUACGAGUUGGUAUCUUUUUCCCUAUUCUUCUAGUGAAAAUCGUAUCUACACCACCACUUUGUACUUACGAUGUGUUAAUUUAAGACUUCUAAUCUAAUAUAAGUAUUCGACGCAGUUAGGAAUAAUUUUAUACCUACGCUUUCUACAGAAUAAUCUUGAAUGUACUUAAGUGGGACUAAAUAGCUGUCUCUAAAAUUCUGAAAAAUAUCUUAAUAUAUGUAAUAAAUAUUAAAACUUAAAUAAUUUAUUGUUGUAAAAUAGUUAUAUCUACAGAAUGUAUUUUGUGUAUCGAAAUAUUUACGGCCUAUCUUGAACCUCUACUAUCUGAAAAUGGGUGUUAAUCAAUCUUCAAUAUUAACAAUAUUUAUUCACGAUUAAUGAAAUGAAACAAGAUUGAUUGGUAAUAAAAUUGGAAACUUUGUUAGAGCAAUUAACGUUUUUAAAAAUUUCAAUAAAUUCAAUACACUGAUAAAAAUUGAUUAAAAUGUUGUUUUAAAAUGCAACACGAGAAAUUAAUUUAUUGGUUUCCAGCUAUCUAAAUGAAAAUUGUGUCAAACAUUGUGCCAAGAAAAGUGAUUGCUGAGAAAUGUUGAUAGAGAUACUUACUAUUGCCCUAAACUCUUGUUAUUAUUAAACAUUAUUUAUGUAUUAAUAUUACUGUUAGUAAUAAGGUCCAUAAAAAGUAUUUAACUUUGUAAUUUUAUAGAACCGUGCCAAUUUCUGGAGACAACGCAUUUUACACUUCAAGUAGCUGUACCGCACGCUUUCAAAGUACGUAUAUUCAGAUUUGUAUAAAGUUAUUUUAGCAAGCCUUUGUUUUGCAAUGUAGUGUAGGCCGUCAAUGACGUCGGUUUAGUUAUCUUGUGCAGUAUUGUAAAUAAACUUCCUUCGAAUUUCACUUGUAAAUUGUAGCGAUCUAUUUAUCUUAGAGUAAGCGAGAUAGCGCGUCAUCUUGUCAUUUUUAUGUAAAAGUUAGCCACUAAUCGAGUACUAGGUACUAAGUUUAUUCUGUACAAAUUAUUAAAUAUAUUAUGUUGAUUAAAAAUUUAUUGAUGUUUCAGUUACACGAAUCACCUUAACCUAAAAUAAAUUCGAACAGUGUUCCUUAGUAUGACUACCUACUAAAGAAACCAAAAUACCUACAUUAAAAUACUUAUAAUAUUGAACAAGAUUAUUAAAAAAUAUUCACUUUACAUCAAUUCAGGUAAAUUACAACGUAUAAAAACAAUCCGUAAAUUAAAAAACUUAAGUAAAAGUAAAACUUAAUACUCAAAUUCAGAGUUAAUUUCAAUGUAAGUACCUAUCAUUUACACUGAUGAGUAUUUCAGUUAUUUUAUUUAACCUAUACUGGGUUAUCGUUAUUCCUUAAUCUUUUUAACAAAUUGUGUUUAUAACAAGCAAAUUAAACAAAUUUUAUUAUUAUCAACAUUACAACAUCGUAAACGAUUAAAUUUUACUUUCAUAACAAUAUUUAAAACAAAACUGUUUACUGUCGGGGUCAUUAUCAUUACGAUAACAUCAUAAUAUGUGAUGCAACUUAUUUUUGAUCUUACCUACUAUCUAACGGACAGCCUUAACAAUUAAAUAACUUAUGUACCUAGAUCUACUUAAAAUACUUUCCCAAACUGAACUUUGAAAAAGAGAAUGACUACAAAAUCUAUCAGAAACGUUUCACGUUUUUUUUUCAACUUGGAGAAGUAUUUCAAACAGGUCUAACCUAAAGGUGUGUCUAUAUUAUCCCUACAGUUUCUCCAUGACGUUGAGGA
Messenger RNA from Ostrinia nubilalis (European corn borer), 4745 nucleotides. It is a transcript of the gene Awh, whose product is annotated as LIM/homeobox protein Awh. Gene Ontology annotation, molecular function: DNA-binding transcription factor activity, RNA polymerase II-specific; RNA polymerase II transcription regulatory region sequence-specific DNA binding. Bases 1 to 846 code for a protein of 281 amino acids. The record is from RefSeq and is a predicted model, not a curated record. The transcript has 6 exons. Gene Ontology annotation, biological process: regulation of transcription by RNA polymerase II; neuron differentiation. Lineage: Eukaryota; Metazoa; Arthropoda; Insecta; Lepidoptera; Crambidae. Gene Ontology annotation, cellular component: nucleus.